Messenger RNA from Drosophila subpulchrella, 2615 nucleotides. RefSeq names its product mucin-5AC. The transcript has 9 exons. The record is from RefSeq and is a predicted model, not a curated record. NCBI's taxonomy places the organism in Eukaryota, Metazoa, Arthropoda, Insecta, Diptera, Drosophilidae. The coding region runs from base 85 to 1776 and encodes 563 amino acids.
AGAAUACUUUCUUUCCUCGAACGCAGCAGACGCGUUUUCGCUUUCUUAUAACCAGAAAUCUAAGAGUUUUUGGGCCUAAACAACAUGGCGAGGAAUCUGUUGGCCAUCCUUCUCUUGGCCAGCAUAUGCAUGGCCCAGGCAUAUCCGGCUUUGUUGCCCUACAUCUACAAUCCUUCCAAACGAAGCAGCGGUGACACGGUUUUCCCCCAAAUCGAGGACGAUGUGAGUGAGCUGGACCAGCUGCGAAAUGAGCCCGGAGCGGUGGUGGCCAAGCGGCAGCACGACGGAAGUACCGCCCGCACCACCACAACCACCAAGGAGAGCGUCGAGGAGGUGGCUGCCGUUCCCGAACCUGGCCCAAAUCCAAAUGCAAAUAUUCUGCCCGAUUUGGAAAGGCAGCUGGAGGUGGCCACGCCUCUAAUUUCGACCACAACCACCACCAGCACCUCGGCCACCACAACUACGGCCACUUCUAAGGAGGAGGGUGAAAGGUCACAGCUGGAGGAGCCAAAAACGCAGAUCAAAACCGUGGUGGAGCCGACGGCCCAUGCCAAGUGUAUAUCUACGAAACCACCCAAAAACCAACAGGCAUUUUACGGGGCGGCACGUCUAGCUUUUGGCCAAAAUCCAGAGGUGCUACCAACGACCACGACCACAACCACAUCCACCACCACGACAACGACGGCAGCUCCUCCGGCUGAAGCCGAACCGGAAGCCGAUUCCCAACCACCAGCCGAAGCGGAAGCUAAAGAAGCCGCGGAAACGGAAGCGGAAACAGCGCCAAAUGUGGCCGGAGAACCAGUUGAGGCAGAGGAUCCCGUCGGCGAAGUGGCCGAAACCGAACUGACCGCCCUAAAUCCUCCGAAGUCCAAGCAAAAUCACCACGAAUCGAACAAGGAGACCAUCGGUGACAUUGUCUUCGAUGUGGUGGCCCGAACCACGGAGCGAAGGUCCAGCACGCCCAAGAUCACGGCCAAGACCGCCAAGAACUUGCUGCGAAGCCCAAAUGGUCAGUACUCGUCGUUUGACAUGGCUCAGUACAUUUUCUGGACUGGCGAUGAAACCGCUGUGGUAAAAGCUGUGGAGGAACUGGUUGAGGGAAAGGUGAUUACCCGGGAGAGCGCUCUAAAAUUCCUGCAGGACAUUCGGCUGGGGAUAGAGUUCUUGCAGCGGUCCUACGCCAAUCGAAUUUUCCCCGAGGAGGUUCGCCAGAAUCAAUUAAAGCGGCACAGCCCACCCAAUACCACGCCCCCAACUACAUCCACUACUACCACAACAACAACAAGUACAACCACAGAAAAGCCUUUCCCAGAAGUGCACGAAUCGGGUUUGGAAUCAGGAUUCGCCCGAGGCGCAGGAAUCCUGCCCGCGAGGAAUUUCGAUAGUUUUACCUUCUGGAACAAACUCAAAGUCUUGGACAGCGAAGCACAGCAAGAUGUAAAUGAUUAUGACGAGGGUCGGGCUAAGAUUGUGGAGUACUUGUACAAUGAAUACUCCCUGGAGGAGAUUCUCUACAAGCUGGCAAAGGUAAUGUUUGCCCAGUCGCUUUCUCAUGGAUCUGAUGAGGCCCAAAUGGAGCUGCAAAAGCUCACCGAGUUUCUAGAGCGCGAGGGUAACAUGGGUGUUAUACCUAUUGACUUGCAGAAGAAAGUUUUAAGAGUGCUGCUCAGCGCAUUGUCGGACACUCUGACCGAACAUCCGGAACUGCUGCCGGCGGCGCGGGUUAAUCUGGCCAACCCAUUUUACAGGCUUCCAAUGCAUACCCCCAGCCAAUAGAGAUACGUGGGGGGCUAACAGAUUAAUACAAAUCCCUAUAUAAAUAUAUGUUAACACGCAUAAUCCGCAUCAGCUAAAUGGCAUAUAUCCACUGAUCGGCGCUACUCUAAAGAGGCGCUCUCUCGGAACUUUGACUCAACUCGGCCCUAAGUUCACCCGAUCGAUUGGCACCUUUCACUUUGGUUAACGGAUUAGCCUACGUGUAAUAUAGCAAAAAUACUCCCGUGAUAUUUUCUGGUCAGGCAGAGGCAAUGUGAGAUGCAAAUGCACAGAACGAACCUUUUACACUUACGGUACGAUAAGAAAAUCUAAAAAAUAAAUAAAAUGACAAACCAAAGUAACCGAACCAAAAUACCAAACAAAACUGAUGAGAGACUUGCGCCCCUUUGAGCUUUUAAAAUUAAAAUAGACUAUCUAUAUGUAUAUGUCCACGGUAUGCAUACGAAUUGGCACACUUGCUUAUAUUUGAUAUGAGUUUGUUAGUUAGAUACAUUGAGAGAUUGACGAUGAGGUUGAGGUUGAGGUGGCUGGCAAAAUCGAUGAGCCGCCACGGACGACCGAUUGAAGCAGGAAAGGGCUCUGAGUCCGCCUAUAUCAGUAGCAAAUAUGGUUAUAACCGCUCCACAGACGAGCGACUGUCGUAAAUAGUUAUUACUCUAUAUGUUCUCCCCCGAAUAAUUGAGCGUUGCAUGCAUUAUUGAUGGAUUGGUUAAAUGAUUGAUUGUGUUGCGAGUUACAUAUACGAUAUGCAAAUAAGAACUAGAACCUGUAUCAAGAAAUUAUCGAUUAUACACUCAAUAUACAUAAAAAUACAUAUAUAUAUAUAUAUAUAUAAAGAA